Molecule: messenger RNA, 4121 nt
Organism: Conger conger (European conger)
Lineage: Eukaryota; Metazoa; Chordata; Actinopteri; Anguilliformes; Congridae
Product: tetraspanin-9-like
Exons: 7
Coding region: 760-1761 (333 amino acids)
Cellular component (GO): membrane
Source: RefSeq, a predicted model, not a curated record
CGUAAUAGCACAUCGGACACUGCAGAAACCAACACUGCCAGAGAGAGGGCGAGAGAGGGAGGAAGAAAGAAAGGGAGAGAGAAGUAUAAAGACUGAAGGAGAGAGAUAGAGGCAGCGAGAGGGUAUAAGGGUAUGUUGGAACAGAGAAGAUAGAGGUAGAGAUAGAGGGAAAGUUGAGAGCAGCGCUGUGGUCGACGUAGACCGGGAGGAAGGGAUCGGAGCGGAGAGCGGGACGCUGAAAGUUGCUCGGCACAGAAGCGGUAUUUCUGUAGGAGAAUGGACGCUUCACACGGGACGUGCGCGUACUGAUAACAGGAACUACAGGAGCGCCUCGGCGUGUGUGACGACCUGCCACGCGCCACACACACUUUGGACCGAGUGUGUGUGUGUGUGUGUGUGUGUGUCCUUGCAGCCGCAUGUAACCCUUUUCUGAGCUUCUCGUUUUCUGAAACUUUUCUGUUUCUUUGGAAAUUAGACGGAGGGAAGGUGUUGACAAGGGUGACUUUUGGGGGGGUGGGGUCAGAGACUGUGCCUUUGUGACACCCCCCUGGUACAGGGGGGUCCCCUGACCCUCUACAGCAGGGGUCAUCAAAUCUAGCCCUCGAAUCCAAAUCCAGCCCAGGUUUUCCUUUCUCCCGGGUACUCAACUGAACAGUCAGUGCUACCGAUUGGCCAGCCUGUCUUCACACCUGCCUCCCAGGUAAAGGGAGGGUGGAAAACCAGCAGCGGACUGUGCGUUGAUGCCCCCGGCCCUGCGACAUGGAGAAGUGGAGCAGCGACGAGUCGGUGCGACGCAGCCCGUCGCUGGAGAGCCGCGAUUCGGACGGAGCUUCGGCCUCCGCGCCCCCGUUCAGCGGACGCGGGUUCACCGUGGGAGCGUUCUACGGCUCGGCCAUCCCCCGACCCGCGCCCGACGCGGCCAGUGCCAGCGCGGAGGGCAAGAGCGAGGCCGGGAAACGCGGAGUGCUGAGGGGGAGCAAGUACGUGGUGUUUUACCUGGACCUGUCCUUUGUGUUUCUCCUAGAGUUUAAGAAGUUCAGCAUGGCCAGAGGCUGCCUCUGCUGUCUGAAGUACAUGAUGUUCCUCUUCAACCUGGUCUUCUGGUUGUGUGGCUGUGGUCUGCUUGGAGUGGGGAUCUGGCUGUCCGUGUCACAGGGAAGCUUCGCCACGUUCUCCCCCUCCUUCCCCUCCCUCUCCGCUGCCAACCUGGUCAUCAUCAUCGGCACCAUCGUCAUGGUGACCGGCUUCCUGGGCUGUCUGGGCGCCAUUAAGGAAAACAAGUGCCUGCUUCUCAGUUUCUUCAUCAGCUUGCUGGUAAUCCUCCUGGCAGAGUUGAUAUUGCUCAUUCUGUUCUUUGUUUAUAUGGAUAAGGUGAGUGAGAAUGCCAGGCAGGAUCUGAAGGAUGGGCUGGCACUGUACCACACCGACAACAACGUGGGCUUGAGGAACGCGUGGAACAUCAUCCAGGCAGAGUGGAAGUGCUGUGGAGUCACCGGGUUCACAGACUGGCAUGACGCUCUGAGGGAGAGGGUGGUGCCAGACCGCUGCUGCCAGGAGCACUACCAGGAAUGCGGCCGAAACGCCACCAACCUGUUCUGGACCCGGGGCUGCUAUGAGAAGGUAGAGGAAUGGCUAGAUGACAAUAAGCACCUUCUGGGCACCAUCGGCAUGUGUAUACUGGUGAUACAGCUUCUUGGCAUGGCCUUCUCCAUGACCCUGUUCCAGCAGAUCCACAGAAUGGGGAAGAAGUACGAUGCCUAGCAGGAAGUGAGGCCCUAGCUUGGAGACAGGUCCAGGGACCCACCUGGGGGGACACUGGAAGGGGCCUCCACAGCCCCAACACACCCCCAUCUCUUCCCACAUCACUGGACCACAGCCACACUGCCUGGCUAAAGGUUCAUUGCCAAAGAGAAACUGAACUAGAGAGAAAUGGAGCAACACAUGCUCCUCCUUCCUGUGGUUUAUCCUCAACAGUGGACCCACUGAUUUACAAAAAAGACUUUACCCCCCCUUCCUCAAGUUAAAUGGAUUUGAAUGUUGAUAAAAUAACACCUAUUCCUGUAAAGAAAGGUAAAAAGCUCAACCCUUGCAUGCCCAAGACUUCUCUUCUAAUCAGUGGAUAACACUGUUAUUUAAAGGUUUUUUUGUAAUUCAUUCUAUUUUUUCAAAACUGUUUUGUGGAAAAUAUGUAUGUGUUUUAUCACAUAAUAUGAUUUUACUGGUGGAAAUGCUAGUUGGACUGGACAGAGAAUAGGAGACCCCAUCUGAGGAGAGCCACCAUCUUACAUUGAAAUGAGAGCAUUGGACUGUAACAAGGAGAGACCGUCUGAUACUUCUUCAUGAAGACAACACUCAUUGGCUAUGUUAUUGCAAGCAUAGAAGUGUAUUUCAGAGACUCCAGUGGAUUCUGAAAGGUGAUUUCCCUCUGAGAAGCAUGUGUAUUCAGCUCUGGUGGUAUUGCAUUCAUCCAAUUAAAGGAUUUGGUGCAGCAGACAACCCCUUGUGGUACUAUUGUGUGUGUACAGUACAGCUCUAUGGUGCACUAGCAGGGGGCAGAACUGCCAAAAAUCUGCCUGGGAGCCUCCUCAGACAUCUUCAGUAGUCUCCAUGAGCCUCCAGGAAUCUCUGAUAGUCUCCAUGAGCCUCCAGGAAUCUCCAGACAUCUCCAAUAGUCACCACAAGUCUCUAGGAAUCUCCAGACAUCUCCAAUCGUUUGAGCAUCCAGACAUCUACAAUAUUUUCCACAAGUCUCCGGGAAUCUCCAGUAGUCUAACUGAGCCUCCAGACCCCUCCAGAACCCCAGAAGUCUUCCGGGGUUUUCCUGUCAAGUUAAGAUGGAUGCUCUUCUCCGCUGUAUUGUUUUGUUUUUCCCAUUUGGGUUCUGGACCUUAUUCUGUUCUUUCUGAAGCGGUUUUGCGUAUAAUACAUGCUCUCAUUCCUCUCAUCAGCGCUGAUAUAGCUAUAUCCAUAUCUACAGUAUGUUCUGAAUGUCUGCUGGUAUUCUUGACACACCUUGGCCUGCCCUGGCCACGCCCCCUGCCGUGGGUGUUCGAGGAAGUGGAGUGCUGGGUGGUGUGCAAAGGGAAUGCAGAACCCGCACCCACUGGUAGGAGUUCCCUCCACCCUUAAUCCUCUCCAACUCUCAGUCCACUGCACAUUUAGUCCCCUCCCAUAUUCAGUCCUCUGUCACCUCAGUGAUUUGUCUUCUGACUCAAAGACUCCUUGUCAUUUUGUCUGUGGCAUGAUUGAACCUGAGGUUGAUAUGAUUCCUGUGUGUGGCAGUGCAAGUCACAGCCGAAGGGUCUGCUUCAGGGGACUCCUGCAUCCUGCUUGGAUUCAUCCCCAUUCGCAGGAGUUGGUGAUCCUGCGAAUGGGGAUGACAUGGAGCUGAUUAUUACACACUGUCCCUUCAUUUCACAUGUUGAAUUAUCAUAAGGUUUGUAGAGCCAGCAGCUUGAUGAGAAACUGAACGAUGUUUAGAAUUACUGAUUGCUUGAUUGCUUGAUUGAUCGAUUGACUGAUGUGUUCAGGGUUAGAUUUUAGGUUAGGAAUGAAUUUGAUUGAUUUGCAUGUCAUUCUCAAUCAUUUAAAAACCAUACCUGUGUCCUUGUAUGUAAAUGGUAAAUGGAAGUUUAAUAAUUCAGUGUACUAAAUAUCAGUUUGAUAAUUCAGUGUGAUAAAUACUGGCGUGAUAAUUCAUUGGAAAAUUCUUGUGAUAAUUCAGUGUCGCAAAUAUCAUUGUGAUAAUUCAGUGUGGUAAAUACUGGUGUGAUACAGUAAUUCAGUCCGAUGAAUGCGGGUGUGAUAAUUCCGUAUUUGUUUUUUGGGUUUCCUCGAGUGGAGCAUCUCCUGUCCUUCAUGUGUCAUUCACCGUUUGUACUGAUUCCAUUCCCAGCUGGUUUCUCUGAUAAUGGGAGAAACCCAUGGCAUUUAAGCCGCCAUUUUUCUUUAAUCCUUUUUGUUAUCAUAAAGCAGUUUUUGUAAUUGAUAUAUAAAAAAGGUGGUUUGCUCAAUAAUGAGAGCAUGGUGCCAUUAUUAAUAAUCAAUUGGAAUGAAUCAAGAACAUUUUUGUUUAAAAUUAAUUAACCGUUGAAUUUGUUUAUUAAAGAAAGGAGUGACAA